CUGUCAUUCCCGUCCUGCCCGCGUUCAGUUCCUUAAUUCUGGGUCACAAGCCCCUCCCUCUCCCGUCUCCUCCGUCAAAUUCAAUUCCGUUCCAAUUCAAUUCAUUUCCUCUAUCCGUAACAAUUUAAUUUUCGACGAUCCCUUACCUAAAAAGUUUCCAUGCCUCGCCAAAUCCAUCUUAUUCCCUAUUAUCAUCACUAAAUGCAUUUCUUCCCCAAGGCAGACGCCGCGCUCCUCUCCUCAACUGUCGAUAAACAUUCCCUCCCUCCGCGUCCAAAGGCGAUCGGCCCCAUCUUCGAUGCCAACAACUUUAAGGUCCCGAUAGAGCCGUGGACUUCCGACGCCGAUUCGUCCUUCUACCCUCCGAAGCCAGAUCCGUUCGGCCCGUCGUCGAUACCGCAGGAGGCGCAUUGUGCGUCGUCUUCGAAGUAUGUGCGAUCACGCUUGGCGAAGAAUGAAAGGCUGAGGCUGUCGAUGCUAUGGUACUAUGCGAGGGAUCUGGACAACGAGCCUGAACUCCUCGCGGGUCUGCAGGAGAAGGCGUGCCUUGCUCAGGAGUCGUCGGACUGGGAGUAUGCUGUUGUCGGUGUGCUGGAUGUCAAUGUUUACAUUCGUCUGGCCACGGUAGGCCUUCAACUUGCUAUUCUUCCCCGUGGUGAAACCCUCUGCGCACAUACCGUUACUCAACCACCUGGAAAUGUCUUCCUCUUACCGAACAUGCUCGAAGACUGGAGGUUUCGCGAAUCGCCAUACGUCGAACACGGUGGACUCGUCGCAUAUGCCGGUGUCCCGCUGAGGAUGCAGCACGAGUCAGGUGAAUGCGUCGGACUCGGUUCGCUGUGUGUAGCGUCAGCGACAGGUCGAGAUCCGUUAUCCAAGACACAGCAGCUUGCACUCGCUCGAUUAGCCGACUGGAUCGUCCACGAUAUAAUACAAUGUGCACGAGCGCGACGCCAACGAGAACGUCACCGAUUUGUUGAGCUCAUCGCAGCAGUGCAACAAGAACCCGACGGCGAAGAUGUCCAGGAACCUAUCCUCCGAAUCCUCCGACAAGCCUUCCCCGACGAGUCAAUAAGCUUGCAGUCCACGGGUACCGAUCAAUCGACAAUCCCAUACCCCGCGACGACAUCAGAUUUGAAGCACGGGUUGUGGGAGGAUGACGAGUACAUUGAGGAUUUCAUCGCAAACUCCAAUUUCGACGAGCCACCGAAAGAUAGAGUAGUACGCUUCAUCUCAGCACAAUGCGAAACGAAACUUGGCCCCUCGGUCCUCGUCGUCGCGACAAAAGAUUUCCGAAGAAUAUUUGACGAUGUUGACUCCUGGUUUGUGCACACCUGCGCUACCAUGCUCACCCAGCGAUGGCAGAAACGUCUCCUCACAGAAGUCAUGCGAGCAAAAGAGAAGUUCCUCCGCGGUGUAUCGCAUCAGCUCCGAACCCCCAUCCACGGCAUCCUCGGCGCUGCAGAGCUAUUGACGGAGGAUCUAAGGGCAUUGACAGUGCCUGGAAGUUCGAAAUUCCAGCAUGGUGUAGAAGCUAUCAUGAAGCCGCUUGCUGAGCUGGGCAAGUCGUCCAUCUACCUCGAUACAAUAUCUACUGCAGGCAGAGAGCUCAUGUCGACCGUCAACAGUAUGAUCACUCUCAACCGCUGGGCUGAUAUCGCUGCUGCCGAACGACAAUAUGCUACGCAUGGUAUCGAGUCUCUGGAGACAUCACUCGUCAAGGCAUUGGCAGACUUCACCUUCAGGGACACGCGCACACGAGCACCCGUCUUCUUCCAUCACAACCUCACUUCUGAAAGCGAAGGCCUCCGAAUCGAUAUCAACCUCUUCCGAGACAGUAUCCUUCCUCUUAUUGUAAACGCUCUGCAAAACACGACCGAAGGAGUCGUGACCGUCACACAGUCCUAUACACAAGAUACAAAGACGCUCGUGGUGGAUAUUGAGGAUACAGGCUGUGGUAUUCCUCCUGAGGACCAAGGCCGUAUUUUCGAUCUGUACGAGAAGGUGGGCGAGCACUCGACUGGUGCUGGACUUGGUUUGACCCUUGCGACCAAGUUCUCAGCACUACUCCACGGCUCGAUUGAGUUGGUGUCGUCCGAGGUCAAUCGUGGUUCUCACUUCCGCGCGACGUUCCGCGACAUUCGCCCCUCUGCUUCUCCCAUCGAAACAAAAGCUCUGCAAUUCAAGCAUUUGCCAUUGAGCUACCGACACCUUCCAUCCGAUUCACCCGACGCGCACUUGUCCUCGAACCUAGCAAAAUACCUAGCCCGAAAUGGCUUCUCCUCAUCGAACGACCCCCAAGAAUGUCUCAACAUCAUUGACUACAUACGCGAUCCUACUGAACGAGAGAAAUAUCAUUCAAUACUACCGCAGGGACAAGUCGCUAUCUGUCUAGUCACCAAUUCGGAUGAAACCGACGUUCCCGAAUCAUGCACCAACAUUAUCUUCGUUGACGGACCUUUCUCCUCGUCUACACUGGACUCUGCACUCCGGAAAGCAGAUGAACUGUUAGCACGACUAAAGUCAACGCAAACAUCCCCACAACCAUCUCCCGCAUCCCUCGAAGAUCCGAAAUCCCUUCUUUCACCCCCCGACCAAACUCCCGAGAGCGAUCAAAAGUCCACCUCAGACGAAGGCUACGACUCCGUCACCAGCUCAUCAGUCGCCCACCAAACAACCGAAACCCUCCUAACCGACUCCCUCGCAAAAGCCGUAUCCCAAAUCGAAGCCGCAACAACCGACCUCCCCAUCCGCCCGCUCAUCCCCCCCACCACCUCAAAACCUAUGACCCUCAUCGUCGACGACAACGCAGUAAACCUGCGCAUCCUAGAAAUGUACUGUAAGAAGCGCGGGCUCCCCUACCUAAGCGCCAUAGAUGGGCACCAGGCAGUAGAGCUGUUUAAGAAGCAGCAGACGUCCGCGCCGAUCGACCUCAUCCUCAUGGAUCUCCAGAUGCCGGUUUGCGACGGGAUUAGCGCUACGAGGCAGAUCAGGGCUAUGGAGACGAGCAGCAAGGCGGUGCUGUUUAUUGUCACGGGGCAGGAUAGUCUGAUGGAUAGGGAGGCGGCGAGCAAGGCGGGUGCGGAUAAUUAUCUUGUUAAGCCAGUGGGGAUAAGGAUGCUGGAUAGUAGUCUUAAGAGGUAUUUUCCGGAUCUGGUGACGAGCUAGAAGAGGAGGAGGGGUCUGGUUUUCUGGGGGGGGGGGGGGGGGGGUUAGGUUAGAACAGUACACGAAUACCCAUGUUUUGUUCGCUUUUAGAGUUCAUUGUGUCUGGUGUGUUUACAUAGCGGUGUUGCGUAAGGCGGCGCAGAGAUUACAUUGUCAGGCAUGUUUUCACUCGAUGGAUAAUUUACUCCAAAGACAUCUCUGCAUUGACAUUACCCACGACGUGUCGGUGUAGAACGACCGCAUAGAUGUUCCUCCACCUAUAGCAUCGCAUUCAAGUUCGCCAAGG
Messenger RNA from Fusarium verticillioides 7600, 3454 nucleotides. RefSeq lists its product as hypothetical. Gene Ontology annotation, molecular function: histidine phosphotransfer kinase activity; phosphorelay sensor kinase activity. The transcript has 2 exons. Bases 202 to 3168 code for a protein of 988 amino acids. Lineage: Eukaryota; Fungi; Ascomycota; Sordariomycetes; Hypocreales; Nectriaceae. Gene Ontology annotation, biological process: phosphorelay signal transduction system; protein autophosphorylation. The record is from RefSeq and is a predicted model, not a curated record.